AAGAGGACACGUCGGGGUUUUUUUUAGUAACUGAAUGCUUGCGGAAGACCGUGCUUGAUAGUCCAGCCGCUGCUACCGCAGCGUUUUGCCGCGCUCAAGCGCAGUUGAGUUUCGAAUCUGACGCGACCGGGGUGUUUUUACAUGGUCGAGUGACUGAAUGAACAUCAAGUAAAACCGUGAAACCGCGCCCAACGGGACCAGCCACGAGUAAAAUAACAGAUAAGAGAGGUGAAACUACUACCUAUAUGGUUUUAGAAGCAUUUCGCCUAUGGCAAAUCGGGAAAAGAACAAAAAGACACUUCUAGAGUUGGUGAAGCUACCAGAAAAUAGCCGCUGUGCUGACUGUGGAGCUGCAGAUCCUGACUGGGCUUCGUGUACACUGGGAAUAUUUGUGUGUGUAAACUGUUCUGGAACUCAUCGCAAUCUUCCUUCCAUAAGUCGUAUCAAGUCUAUACGCUUAGACUUCUGGGAUGAUGAUCUUGUUCAGUUCAUGAAGGCCAAUGGAAACCGUUCUGCCAAAAACAUCUAUGAGAAAUUUGUCCCAGUCUUCUAUUAUCACCCCCACCCGUACGAUUGCGAGGUCCUCAAAGAACAAUGGAUUCGAGCCAAAUAUGAAAGAGAAGAGUUUACAGAGGAAAAAAGAGAAAGGCCUUACACAGCAGGUGUCUAUGAGGGCAGGCUGUGGAAAAAGGGAAAGGACAAUGGACAGUUUCUCGAGAGGAAGUUUGUUCUUUCAGUGCAAGAUUUUACCCUCAAAUACUACAAGGAGGAUGAGUCUAAGGGACCAAAAGCUACUAUUUCUGUGAAGGACUUGAAUGCAACCUUCCAGCCUGAGAAGAUUGGACAUGCUCACGGCCUUCAGAUCACCUACUCUGUCGAUGAUCACACCAGAAACCUUUUUGUUUACCAUAAAAAUGGACAGGAGAUUGUCAAUUGGUUUAAUGCCAUUAGAGCUAUUCGCCAUACCUACCUGAAAACAGCCUUUCCUACAGCUAGUGAUGGAGAUCUAAAACCAUGGAUAACCAGAAGCUAUUUAAAAGAAGGUUACAUGGAGAAGACUGGCCCACUGCAGCGAGAGCCGUUCAAGAAAAGAUGGUUUAUUUUGGAUUCCCUGGACAGGAAGCUACUCUAUUUUAAAACACAACUGGAUGCCAUUGAGCUUGGGGUAGUUUUCAUUGGCUCAGAGAAUCAUGGAUAUUCAGUGAGAGAGUGUGUGCCUAAAGGGACGAGAGGCAACAAAUGGAAGUGUGGGUUAAUUGUGGAGACGCCAGAUCGGCAGUUCGUCUUCAUGUGCGAGCAGGAGCGCGAUCAGAGAGAGUGGGUGGAGGCCUUGAAAACUGUCAUCUCAAAACCCAUGAUGCCACAAGAUUACACCACCGAAGCCAAUAUUCGUAGACGGAGGUGAAGACGAUGACUGCAUGGGACAGUAUGCUCAGCCUCUGUCACUAAAUCUAUUUCAAAUAAACCCGGACAUUCUAGGUGAAUCUAGGGUUGAACAUUUGAGUCCCAGACAUGAUUUACUCAAAAGGAACUGUGGAAGAAUGUGCCUUUUUUUAGGCAU
Labeo rohita (rohu) is the source of this 1561-nucleotide messenger RNA. It is a transcript of the gene adap2, whose product is annotated as ArfGAP with dual PH domains 2. Gene Ontology annotation, cellular component: intracellular membrane-bounded organelle; plasma membrane. Gene Ontology annotation, biological process: positive regulation of GTPase activity. The record is from RefSeq and is a predicted model, not a curated record. NCBI's taxonomy places the organism in Eukaryota, Metazoa, Chordata, Actinopteri, Cypriniformes, Cyprinidae. Gene Ontology annotation, molecular function: GTPase activator activity; phosphatidylinositol bisphosphate binding.